Leopardus geoffroyi (Geoffroy's cat) is the source of this 7824-nucleotide messenger RNA. It is a transcript of the gene HBS1L, whose product is annotated as HBS1 like translational GTPase. The coding region runs from base 190 to 2094 and encodes 634 amino acids. Gene Ontology annotation, molecular function: GTP binding; GTPase activity. The transcript has 5 exons. Gene Ontology annotation, biological process: translation. Lineage: Eukaryota; Metazoa; Chordata; Mammalia; Carnivora; Felidae. The record is from RefSeq and is a predicted model, not a curated record.
GGGUGACCCUGAGAAGUUGCUGUCGCGCAGUGCGCGGCUUAAGACGUAGCGCGUGCGCAGGAGCUCAGCGCAGAGGCCUGCCGGAAGCUAAGAUGGCGUGUGUGUGUUGUCCAGGCCGCAGUUGGCGCCUUAUCAGUAUCUAAGCCGUGUGUUUUGUGAGGGGCUGUGGCAAAGGCCCGUUCUCCCGCCAUGGCCCGGCAUCGGAAUGUUCGAGGCUAUAACUACGAUGAAGAUUUUGAAGAUGAUGAUCUCUAUGGCCAGUCUGUAGAGGAUGAUUAUUGUAUUUCACCAUCAACAGCUGCUCAGUUUAUUUACUCGCGACGUGACAAACCUUCACUUGUUGAGCCUGUAGAAGAAUAUGAUUACGAAGAUCUGAAAGAGUCCUCCAAUUCUUUUUUGAACCAUCAGCUAAGUGGAAUUGAUCAAGCUCGUCUUUAUUCAUGCCUUGAUCACAUGAGAGAGGCACUUGGAGAUGCCGUGCCAGAUGACAUAUUGGUCGAAGCAGUUCUGAAGAACAAGUUUGAUGUGCAGAAGGCCUUGUCACUGGUUCUGGAGCAAGAUAAAGUGCAGAAUUUGAAGGUCAAGAGUGAGGGAGCAGCAUCCACAGGGAAGACUGCAAAAGGAGUCUUAUUAUCUUCCUCUCAAGUUUCAGCUGAUAAUGUUCAAAGCUCUUGUCCUCAAUCCGCAAACCAUUUGGAUUGUAGUAGCAAACCCUCUGAUUUUUCUGGCCCACUAGCAAAAUAUGGAUUAUAUCAUAAUUCCUCAGUUGUACCAAGUCACUAUUUACUCCAUAAAAAAAAGAAACCUGACAGACCUAAAAGUGAAAAGAAACUAGAAUCAUGUAAGUUAACAAAAGAGCUUUCGCUAGCUGACCUCAUUGAUGAUGCGCCAAGAGCUCCUUGUGAAAGUCAGCCGUCAGCCAGAUUAUCAUCCACGGAUGGUCUGGAAAGUCUGUUUUCAAAGAAUCUAGGUGCUGAUCUGUUUAGACCUCAUGAAUCGGAAUGUGUUUCCAAAGAUGAUUCUGCAUUCAAAGAAAUACCAGAUUUAAAAUCCUUAAUGAUAAAGAGCACAACGCCUAGUAACUCUUUAUGUAUUCAGAAUAAUUCACUUCCUGCUAUCCAUAACAUUCCAGUACAAAACAACUUAGGAAAUUUAAAUAGUCCUUUGCUCUUAACUAGCUCAUUGGAAAAUAUAGCUCAUGAUAAUUUAAAUACUAGUAAAAUGACUGAAGUUGGAAGUGUUUCUUCAGUUGAACAGAGUGCCAAGAAUUACAUUUUAAAAGAUGACAGUCCGCAGUUUGCCGGGUGUGAAAGUCCAUCCCUAGCUGAACUGUUUCAGGAACACAAAGAAAAUAAUCCAAGCCAGUGCUUUACUUUAUCUGAUCUUUGUAACCAGUCAUCUGCCAGUUUCACAGAUCUCAGUUUGGGAUCUUUUCCCUUGUCAAGGCUAGCAAAUCGGUAUCCAUCUUCGACUGGAAUAUCAGAGUUAACAGGAUCUCUGUCAUCUUUGGCAUUUUGUAAAGCUUCUCCUACAAGAGACCUUGAGAAUUUGUCACUUUCUGAUUUGAUUGCAGAAACAAUUGAUGUAGACAACUCUCAGUUUAAGAAGGAUUCCUUUAAGCUCAGUGUAUCUGAAAUGAGUUCACCUGGAAUAGAUUCAAAUAUUGAUCUUAGUGUCCUUAUAAAACCCCCUGAUUUUGUUCCAAAACAUGUAGUAGACCAAUCAGUUGCUCCAACAUCAGGAACUAAAGUUUUAAAUUCGAAGUUAGGGAAAAAUUUCAAUUCUGCUAAGGAUAAUAAGAGAACCAAUAAAGGCUCUUUGACUAGGAACCCACCUUUUUCUCUCUCUUGGACCAAGGCUCUUGCUGCUAGACCUUCAGCUUUUGCUUCUACGCUGUGUCUUCGUUACCCAUUGAAAAGCUGCAAGCGACGCACCCUUGACCUCUAUAAGACUUUUCUUUAUAGUAGACAAGUUCAAGACAUAAAGGACAAAGAAAUAAGUCCUCUUAUAGCAAUAACACCAUUUGACUUCAAAUCAGCAUCUCCUGAUGACAUUGUAAAAGCUAAUCAGAAGAAAGCUUUCACUAGAGAAUAGUAACAGGAGAACUUGAUAACUGUUGUAGAGUUUUUGUUUUAAUUUAAAAUCUUUAUAGGAUUACUGUAUAUUAUGGGAUGAGAGUUGUGGUUUUAUAUUAAAAUUGUCUUAAGUCAGUUGAUUAGUUGAUAAUGUAUUUUUGCACUGAAAAAAACUUUUUUUUACUAUAUUUUCUUUUAGUGAUAACUGGCUUUAUUUAAGUUGAUAGCCUAAAGUGGGUGUAUAUGUUUACAAAAUGCAUAUGGAAACUUGAUAUUGUGAAAUCAAACCUCAGAUAUUUUUGUUUGAAGCACUCAACUUUAUAAGUUUUUACAACGAGACCUUUUCUUUUGUAAAACAUUUUUGUGCUUCAUUCUUAAAUGAAAAUGCCACUUGGGAUUAUUCUAGUUUAGAGAUAAAGAUUUUUCUUCUGAUAUGUGGCAUAGCAUAGGUGAGACAUAAUUAUAUUUUAAAAUAUUAGUGAUAUCAUUCCCAUUCAUUAUUUUUCUGUAGGUGGAUAAAAUUUUUCUAUUAGAAAAUUUUAAAAUUCCUGACUUUUAAGAAUACUGUGGAGGUUGUUGAAAUACAUUUUUGAUGAUAAUAAAAUGAAAAUCCUUUAAGGGACCAUGUACAUAUUGAAGUUGGAUUAGUACAUAAAUUAUUUUUAUACAUUUUCGAAACCAUUUGUCCUAAAUGCACACUUUGAAAUAAAUAUAUAGAAAGUGUUUUCAAGUAUGGUUGCAUGCUGUUUGAAUAGAUAAUUUUAUCAGAUCUCUUUAGCUUUUUCUUAUGUAAGUAAUAAAAUGUGUUUUCCUCUGAUACUGACAGUGUAUGUGCUACCGUGACCAAGUUUCAGCAGUGUCAGACCAAAUCCGAGCUCUUCUAGGCAGUAGAACAAGUAUGUAAUUCACCCCUGAAAGCAGUGGUCCUCAACUAGCAAUCAGAAUCGCUAGGGGAGUUUUUUUCAGAACAGAUGCCGUGGCUUCAAUCCAGACUUGGUCAGUUAGUCUCAGAGGGAUGACAUUUUGGGACUGUGUAUUUUUAAACAAGUCCCCAGGUGAUUUUGAUGUGUUACUUUUACUUGAGAACUAUUGCCUUAGGGGAAGAACUCAAUAGAAUGGAAAGAAUUACUAAUGCUAAGGAUAGCACCUGACCAAUGUGAAUUUUUAUAUUUUAUAGUUUCUCGUAAUCAGAAAUACCAAGGAAAAUUGCUAAUUAGGAAUUAUAGUCUUGCAUAAGAGGAUGCUGAUACUGUAUCAUUAGUAUUUCUUGCAGAAAAAAUAGGAUCUAAAAUGUUAUUUCUUAAUGAAAAUAAAAUAGCUGGCCUUUUCCUAGUAAAGACCUACUUUCUCUGGCAGCUACUUCAGAGUGCUUUUUAUAAUUUUUCUUUUUUGUAUUUCUUGUUUCAGUUUAUUUUCAGAAUGACAUUCCAAUAUUUUUAGCUGUGUAUGAUGUUUUUAUAUCCACUGUUUUGGUGGGAAAUCUUGAGCUAGAAUUAUGUUUUCCUUAUUCUUGACCAAACACUUUUUUUUGUGAUGCCUUCAGGUUUUGUUUUUAAUUGUGUAUUUCAGUGUAUAUCAUACUGAUGCUUACGAGAUGAUAUAAAUUAGGUUAUAUUUUAUGGUCAGUUUUAAAGUUUAAAUUACCCCAACUGCUGAUUUUGUUUUCCUAGUCUGAUACCUUGAUGAAACAUUUUAGUACUUUUGCAAAAUCAGUGUAUGACUCAUCAACUAGAUUUAUAUAUGGGCCCUCUCCAACUUAGAAGUGAAUUGUAUUCUAUGAGUUUGGAACUGACAAAAUUCCUGAUAGAUUAAGUGUUAAUGCAAGUGUACCCACUUUGCACGUGAAUCCACAAAUAUUUAUGUAACUCAUAUUAAAGUUGAACAGUGGUACUAUUAUUUUACCAUCUUUUAUAACAGAUUUUCAAGUGGAAAUGUAAUACUUUUAAACCAUUAAAAGUAGAUUUUGUAGUGAACUAGAUUUCCCUUUGUUGGCUCAUUAGGAUUGUAACUACCGUUUAUAAGAUUAUUUCUUUAGGGAAAAUCCUAUAUUGCAGGAUGAUAGGAAAGGCAACAGUUUUUAAAUAGGUCUCCCUGCCAUUGUCAUGGCUCCUGGUCCAUCAGGCAAGUACAUGACAUGUACUUGGCUUUGUUGAGUAAGGAAUUGUCAGUCUCUGAGAUUCAGAGUGGAGCCGAGAAGACCCUUUGCCCUUUCCACCCUUGGCCUUUGGCCCUUGAUAAAGCGACCAGUGCCUGUUUAUGGAUACACCUCAGUGACGAUGAUUUACUCGCACUAAAUGCGUACUCUGCACCAACUGCCUGUUUUUGACUGCUGUUUGGUAGCUCAGGUAUGCUAAGUGUUUUGAUUUAUUUUCCAAUUCUAAUACCAGUUUUGUAGUGCAAAGUCAUUUUUAUUUGCAUUAUGAUCAAGUGCAUUAAAAUUUUACUUUAGGAAUAGAUAUAAUGUUGUAAUUAUGUUCUAAAUGAUACAAAAUACAAAAGAUAUUUAAAAUUACUAGUUUUGGUCACGUUUUUUGUCCUUAAAUGAUCUAAUGUUCAUGGAUGUUUUGUCCUUUUGCAUUCUCAAGUCUUUGGUUGGCUCUUUUGGUUAUGAUUCUUCUUUCCAUUAAUUGGCAAGAACUAGGGUUUCACUUCCUUACAGAACACUUUGCUUAACUUUUCUUUUUUGUUUUACCUUUUUCCUAUUUCCAGUUUAAUAAUUGCCAUUCCAACCUCCUUCCCUCCUUUGGCUUUUAAUUCUUCUUUCUUGAACUUUCCUUUCAUCCUUUUGUCUUCUCAUAUAAGUAGUAAUAAAUAGCCCAAGUGUGUUAUAUUUUGUUUUUAGUGUUCGGUGGGAGGUCAUACAACUGAUUUUCACAUCAGAGAUAAAACCAGUAUAGUGCUUUUCUUUGUAUGUAAAGGGAAGCACUGUUAAGAUAAACACAGUUAAGAGAAGAUAAUGGGUUCGUAUGUGAUUAUUUACCUUUUAAAUUGAUCCUGAAUUUAUAUGUGGACCACUACAAAUAAACAAGUGCACAGUUAUACAUGGAGGAAGAACUGUGUAUCAACAAGUUUUUUGUUUUGUAUUCCUACAAGUAUGUAUUUGCUUAUAGAGUCAGAUUUGUAGUAGCCUAAAAAUUGUUUUCUAUUACUUGUGUGAACAAAGAGAAUGUUGACUAAACAGGGAAGGAUUGAUAGUAAUUUCUUUACUAGUUUUCUUUUAAAAUUAUAUAAGACUCAGUAUAUGCAAUUAUACAUUGUAUUUUUAAUUUUUAGGGUGUAAAAGAUGUCAUUUUGGGUGUAUAUAUACAUUUUUGUAAAAGCGACGUUGAAAUAAAUUACAAUUCUGAGGUUCUCCAAAAUUAAGUAAGAAAACAACACAGUUUAUCUAUAGGGAUUUUUAGAUAAGCUUGAGCCUUCAGAAUGGAAUUUUAAUAAUUUAUGCUGAAGGUACUACUUUUAUGUUCCUGUAAACAAAUUAAAAAAAAAAAAGAACUACCUGUUUGUAAAGAAUUUCCUCUUAAGAUAUUUGCCAUUUCAAAUUCUUGCUUUCCAAAAGGUAAAAUUUCGUAUGUAUUUACUUUUGAGGACUCACCAUAGAAACCCUAUUAAAGUAUAGGUUAUAACGAAUAUGGAUAUUGUAAUUGCAAGGAUGGAAGUAGAAGGGGAAAGAAUUGACAGAGUGCCCAUUUCUGAUGUUGAUGUGCCUGGUUUAUAUUAUAUGACCGAAAGGAAAACAUCACAUCAUUUUAGUUGCAAGAGAUAUCACAAGGUGAACAAAGCAAUGAUUGUUAACCUCAGAUGGGAGGGGGGUUGUGGGUACUUAAACACAUAAUUAUAUUGAUUGUAGUGUGGCAGUUACGUCUUUACACUCUCCAAAGCUGACAUCUUUGCCCUCCUGAUCUAAGCUGCUGCCUCCUCUGUUUCCUAUUUUUCUUAGUAGUAUCUCUGUCUUCCAGUUGCUUAACCCAGAAACCCUGCUAACAUCGUCCUUGAUUUCUCUCCCUCAUUUACUUACAAUUGAUUACCGGUCCUACUUUUCCUGCUUUACAAAUAAGUAAAAACAUCUGUGUAUAUACAGUUGAUUGUCGUUAUUUGUGGUAGUUACAUUGGAUAAAAUCACAAAUUAGUGAACGCUGAGUGCAGUAUGCCAACACUGACUUCUCAAAUGCUGAAGCAUUGCUCUUACAGGAAAUACAGGGUUAGGUUCCUUUCAUCUUCUGGUCACAACAUUUUUGUCAGUCAGUAUGUAACCUUACUUUAUGUAUCUAUUAAAAGACAUUUGUUUAAAAUGUAUUAUUUACAUAUCAUUAAUUCAUUAACAUUGAACUCACAGCCAGUCGCUCUAUAACUCAGGCCUGUACAAAGCUUAUCCAACACAUGGCUUUUAUUUAUAAGGCACAUCACAGCUGCCUUGUACUUAGGAACGCUAGGCAGUGCUUUAGCACUACUCAUGGGGACCAUUUUAAACAGCAAAGUAGCCAACUAAAAUCACAGUGUGAAAAAUGUGACACGAAAUAGAUCAUAAAAAGCACACUUGUUUAUGGUGUAAGAGCCAAAACAAGAAGGCAGGGUAUCACCUUUUGACCCAGCAGGGAAUGUGCAUGUUGGGUGACUCAGAUUUUUUGCUUCUCUGCAUUUGUCUGGGAGUGAUUGCAAAAGUGCCGUAAAUAGUGAUUUGGGGGUUACCAAUAAACUUUAGUGAAUAGGUGAAUUUCUAAAUAUGGAAACUGUCAAUAACGAGGAGGCAUUGUACAUUUUUUGACCCCACUGUUCUCCAUCGUUAUUGCCAGUUUACCUCUUAAAAGGCCAUUAGUUUUGAGCAAAAUUACUGAAAAAUGAACUGGUUUCUUUACCUCUCAUUUUAUUUUGCCCAAAACACUUUCUACAUUACAACCAGAGUAACUUUUCUAAAAUGAAGCUCUAAUAUUCUGUCCUCUGUAUAAACCUUUUAAAUUAUUUUAUAAGACUUUUUCUGAAUUUGUUUCUGUUUUGUGCACCCUCUCUCCCUUCCCUCCCCCCUCACCCCCCCAGAACAAACCUACCUGAGUUUCCUCUGCUUCUGUAUAGUGCUUUGCCCCUACCACCACCCCCAUUUCUCCUGGCUGAUCAUCCUUCAUGUUGUAGUUUAUAUAUCACUUCACUCCCAGUCCUGGGGAGGGGAACCUUCGUAGGCACCCUAGUUCAUUGCAUUCCUUUUAUUACCUCUCCAUGUAAAAUUAUACCCCUCUGUACAUAUAGUCCCUUUCCCUUGUAGUCCUGUUGAAUUGUCCCUCACAGCACUUAAAUCAUCUGACAUUGUGUGUGCAUACACAGUUAUUUUUAUUACCUGUCUCCCUACUGCUCCCCAUGGCCCCCACGCAGCUUCUAUGGGGGCAGGUAUUUUAUGUGUUCACUGAUGUCUCUUCAGCUUAGAGUAUGUCUGGCACAUAAAUGUAGACACGGGUUUAAAGUAGAAAGUGAGUCUCACUCCCACAGUCUUGUUCCCUACAGGAAGCUGUAAAUAAAUAUGUAAACAAAUUGUUUCUUUUGUAUUAUUCUUCUAGAAACUUUACUUGCAUAUCACUAUGUGAACCUGCAUAUAUAUAUAUUUAGACAAAUGGGAAGAUGCUGUAACACUUCUAUGUCUGUACCAGUUGUCAAAGCCUUUUGCAGACUUUACUGUUUAUACAGAGAUCAAUCUCAUUCUUUUCAGAAGCUGUGUAGGAUUUCUUAAUGUGGUUGUACAUUAAAUAGCCCUUGUUGAUAAACA